AUGUCGUCAACAGUUCUAGCGCAGAUUAUCGACGAAUUGGGUACGAACUUGGCCUCAGACCGGGAGUUACACCUUUUAAAGUCUGCGCAUCGAAUAAUAGAGAAAAAUCUAUCGAUCAAUACGCUCACGGACCGGAAUGACGUCGUAUGUGUUUAGAUUUUGGCGUGCAACGUCGAGAAAUGGAUGGAUUUUUUGCAGUACCAUCGACAUGUGCAUCGAUUAAUGAGUAUCACGUUCGUGAGCCUGGAGAAGUCAAACGCGGACGUUCGGUUAGCCGCAGAAUCCUACUACGAGCACAUUCUGAAGGUUUUCCAUCUCUUCCACUCGGAAAGUCGCGUAUUUUCUUCAUUUCAGACAUACGAGUGCCUUGGAUUCCCCGAGACAUCUCUGAAACUCGUGGCGAUGAGUAUAGAGCGGAUGAAUGGUGCACGGCAAAGUACGAAAAUGAUGAAGUAUCUGGUGUACUAUCUGGAUGUUUUGCCCAAGCAAAGGUUCAAAAAAACUGGCUCUGGUCACGUUUUCAUCUAAUUUUUUCAGAACUCUUGAGAAAAGUGGACGAACAUUCCAUCAAGAAGUGAUCAGAACGCUCAUUCUUCGAAGUUUGGAAAUCAAUCAGACUAUUUGCCACCAAUCGCUUGAGAAAUCGUGCGAUCGACUUGUGUCCGGAGUUGUGUGGCAUGGAUCUGACCUGAGGGUGAGAAAAAAAGAAGAAGCAACGAGUUUUACACAAAAUUGGCUGCAGGAAAUCGCGGACAAAACAUAUCACAAACUGUGGGUGACAAAAGGGCACGCGUCGAGGACGAUGGCGGCUCUCUUAGGAGCUGUGAUGCUGGAGAGCAAAGACAUUUUCCAGACUGUGAGGUUUCCUUCCUUUUUGUGGUUUUAGCAGAGCUGAGCAAAAGGCCCGCCCAAGGGCAUUGCCGAGGCCUGGACACACAAACCUAUUUGAAAUAAUCCGUUCGUACGCAAAUUGGAUUGAAGUAUACUGGAUCCAAGUUUCAGAUCGUUCGGGUUAUCUGGUCCCAAGAUCUGUGAAGCAGCGGCCGGAAAGGCCGCAUUUUUCCCAAGAAUCCGACCCUUUUCAACCUUUAACAUAUCUUUGGACCAGAAAAUUCGAUCGUUGUAAAAAAGUGUUUCAGAUGUUCAACAAUCAUCUCGACAAAGUCAUCGACUCCUUCGUCAACAAUCAAACCAUCCCAGUCGGUUCAAUCAGUCUCAUCAGAAAGUGCCUGGCGGAGUACGUGAAUGACAUCCCGAUCGACAGUUUGAAAGCGGUCAGUGCAAGUCAUACCCCAAAUAUCGGCUUAAUUAAUUCACAUUGUUGCAGUUAGUGGAAAUGCUGCUUCUCAUGAUCAGAGACUCAUCCAAUGAAAUCGCCUACGACGCAUUUGCCGCAUUGGAAGAGUUGAUGCGAGUUGGACCGGCAAAACUAGACGGGUUCACACCUGAAAACUACUUGAAGUCAACCUAUGGCGAUAAUACGCCGGAACCUGAAGAAGUAAGAGCAAAAUCGAUGUUCACACGAUAGAAAUGGAAUGUUUUUGCAGAAAAACGAGACCGCCGAGUUUGUGGACCCACUUGUCAACGCCGACUUGUACGAACAAAUGCAAGAAACAAAACCUCCUCAGAAAGUUGAUUUGACUCUGGAGCAUUUUGAUCGAAUCGCUGUUGGCUCGACACGAUCGGUUGAAAACUACGUCGCCGCAUUCCUUGGAAAAACGUUUUUGCUGACUGGAAUCGGAACACUGCUGAAGACAGACCGGCAAUCGAAAGAUUCAAUGAAGAUUCUUGCAAUACGAGUGCUCAAUGUGCUGUGCUUGAGACUUCAUCUUGAAAAGUUCGUUGUUCGCAUCGGUGAGAGAUAAAAGUUGAGAAAUACACGUAAUGAGAGUUCCAGGCGACAAAACUCAAUGUCUCGUCGAUAUUGUCGAGUUCUCAAUCUCGUCCGACGAUCAACUCGCUCAGCAAGCUAUCAAGUUUGCGUUCAUCGUGUUGGAGACAGGAUUUAUUAUUGAAAGUAAGGCGUUGAAAGAUUUCAGAUGGCAUUAGAGCAACAGAACAUUUCAAUUUAAAUCUAUUCCAGACUGUCUAUUCAUAUUCAAAUCCGUCAAGAAGUAUCGUUACCUGCUGGACGCAUACACAUCGAACCACAUAAAGCACCUGCACAACACUGACAUCCAUGAAUUUCUCGAGAUCAUGGCUUUUCGAUCACUUUUGACCACUCAUUACGACCUGAGCCUUCCCGAAGUGAUCAGUGCAAGUCGAUUCAUGAAUGUGGUCAGAGAAUGGGUCGAGACGAACCAAGAACGGGAUGGGAAACGGUGGAAAGCAGUGGAGCGCUUCCAAGAUUGCUUGAAAAGAUGUAAGUAUCUUAAAAGUGGUCUUCUGCUAAUACAUGAAUUUUUCAGGCAUCAUUGACUACUGGGACACUCCGAGGUUCAUCAGCACCGUCCCAUCUCUGGUCGGCACGUCGUCGGAACCGUCGGAAGAUGCCUACCCUCCCUCUAUCCCUCUCCAAAUCAAUAAUCUUACUAGAAAACGAGUAGAAAACAAGAAGAAGGCGAACAAUCUUGGGUCGGCAAUAUAUGACGACUGGAGGACGCUACUUCUUUCGGAAGCUCUCAUGGUACACUCAAGUCAUUAAUUCACUCCACACAAUAGAUCAUUUCAGCCGACAUUCGUGAAGAUAUCAUCAAUCCUGGAAAAUAACAACAACAACACCGUCUUUUGCCACGAGAAACUGCCGAUGCUGAGCAAAAUGCACUGGAACUCGGACACUGUGCCGGCUCUGCUUCAAGUCAUGACCACGGCGCUGACAGAUUCGCCAUCCAAAGACGACUGCUAUCACGGAUUCCACGUCGGCAUGUCAGUUCUCAACUGGAUCUAUCGGAAUGUAUUCAUUGUGAGAGGUGCCGCCGAAACGAAGGAGUUUUCGUUUCUGCAGCACUCGAGAGUCGAGAUGGAUGACGCAUUGGGCAAUCGGACCGAGUUCCGGGCAACACUCGACGCAUUUUACGUCAGUUUUUUCUUCCGAAACUGAAAAUAUGCAUAUGUCUUUUAACGUUUCAGAGAACAAUCCAAAGCUCGGCCGAUGAAAAGUUGGAGCAACUUCUAACCCCCACUGUUGAUUUGGUCAUGUCGGUAUUGGAAAACAACUUCCGGCUCACCACGGAAAACGUAUUGGAGAUUAUUGUCUACAUCAGAGUGAGUGCACAACUUGUUUGAGACUCCGUAUCAUUUCAUUUGCAGGUUCUCUUUACUUUAUCCCCGGUGAAUGCUCUCAAACUCCUACAUAUCCUUCUCCGAUCACUUCUCGACCCGAAACUUGUAGAAGCUUUGACGAAAGGACGUGUCUUCUAUUUUGAAUCGCAAAAAAGUGGGAAAAACCUCAAUUCGAACGACGAUGUCUUGAUUUCUGCUCUCAAGUGCACUGGCGAUCGAUACUUCAAUCGAUGGGGCGAUGACGUUGACAUUGAGAAAGUGAAAUCAGGAGCAAUGACGUUCGAGAUAUUGACGCAGUUGGAACCGCUCAUCACGCAGAGUCUAAAGACGUUCCGAUAUCGAGGAAAGAGGGAGAAGGAGCAAGUACUGCAGAUAAUGAUCUGUCUGAUGAACCACAAGCUCAAGUUGUCGGACGCGGACCCCACACAGUGUCUGAUGAAGUUUGCAGUUCAAACGUUCGGGAAGCCGGAGGAAUGUGCUCAUCCGGAACUUUUCGAUACGGUGAGCAUCAUUUUUGAAACAGUUACUCAAUUUUCGUUUUCCUCCAGUUGAUGCACUUCCUCGCCACUGCCACACGAUUCCAAAUUGACGAGGAGUAUGAGACACCGAUCCAUGCAGCAACAUCGAUGAUGAAGUCUGUGAAGAAACUUCCAAAGGAACAUGUUCGCUUUGGUAUGCGGUGUCCAUGGAAAGUUUACAAUAACUCACACGUUUUCAGUCAUGAAAGCUGUAAGUUUUGCGGUGAUGAACGGAAGAUUCGAGAUUUCCGAGACGGAAGAGCUGCUGGAGACAGAUCAUGCCACGUGGAUGAUAUGUAUGGAACAUGCACCGACUGAGACUCUCUACACACUGUCUCUGCUUCUUGAGAAGACUAAGUGAAUCAGCAAGAAACGGAAAACUGUAAAAACUUGCCCACUUCCAGGGAAACUGUCAACAAUCAGCAGCUUUUCUGGUCGAUCUAUUCAGCAUGGAUAUCUACCGAUCAUCCAAAUGCGGCACAAGUUCCGUUCUCCGCAAUGGCUUUGCCUUUGUCCUUGAUAACCGAAUACCUCACUAGUGAUGCCGUUCAAGUGAUCAAAAUCAUCGACGGCUGGGUGAAAGAGCCCACGGCAGGCAACAUUCAUGCGAAAUGUGCUCUCAUUGCUGUUCUCAACUUCAGAAAUACCGGAGAAACUGAUCAGGAACAGUGGAAACGGUACGAACGAUUUUUCAAACUUCUCAAUACCGAUUACUGCAAUUUUCAGAUACUUUGAGUACAUCAAAACGCAUGGAAUGCACACAAAGACCGCUGAAAUAAUUUGGAAACACGUUAACCAGUCACUGCUGCCAAUUGGGGAAGAAGAAGACGCUUUCGACGAGGAACUCGCCGAUUCCGAUGGCUCUGAUGCUCUAGCAGGCUUGCUGUCGAAGCAUUAUUGCGGAUCGUAUCAGGAUUUGUGCCACAUCAUCGUAUGUCUUGGAGAUGAGGCCGUGUUUGAGUUCAUCGACAUUUGUGAGGCAGAACAGCCGAACGAUGACACGCUAUGGGCGUUGUUAGUUGCGGAGUUCAGACGAUUGGAUGGUAAGUGAUAGAUAGAAAGAAACCAUUAAGAGAUAAAAGAAAUUUGCAAAUUCCAGAUGACUUGGAACACCGACUCGACAUCUCGUUCCGCCUACAAGAGUUGGCGGAAACACUUGCAGACAGGUUCAAUGCCAAUGUGUAUCUCAAGUUGCUGGCUCACAUUGAAGUGAGUCCGAAAAAGCGAUGACCAAAUAAAUAUAUGUUUAAGAAUUCAAACAUCAACCUGGCCUGCCUCGACAUUACCCAAGUUCAGCUCCUACUCGAUCAAGUCACCCCGGAAUGCUCAGAGGUCGGGCGGCAGGUCCACAACUUAUCAUGACUCUUAAUUUUUGCAGAAUGGUUACGUGCUACGCGGAGUGCGUACUCUUCUCGGCCACCCACGAAUGCUUCAGCUCAUUUCCGAUGAUGAGCUCGAAACAGCAAAGCUUUUUGUGAAACUCGCUGAAAAAGUGACGGGCAUCGAAGUGACCGACGCAUUGCUCGCCACCUACCAUCAGUACCGAGUGGACUUUCAUGUCAAGGGAGAGAUGAACGAGAAACGGGUCAAGGAGAUCAAGAAGUUCACGUUUGCCAUGUUUGUGCUCUGUCAAGAAGCCAAUCUGAGAAGUCGAAAAGGAUUAACUAAAACUCAGUCAGGUACGGAGCACGAGACACCAAUCAUGUACAAAAUUUCGCAAAUUUUCAGCAUGCUUCCGUCAUCCGAUUCUCAACUCGCUCUUCAACAUUCCACUUGUCGCUAUGAAAUGUUUCAACUGGAUACCAGUUGUGGAGAUUCUGAGAAAACCCACAAUAACCUGUCUCCCGCCCACCGGACACAUUUGCGAGGGCAUAGUCCUGGAUGACUUGAGAUCCCGCUUGGCGAAAGUGGGAUUAGUGACCAAUGCGCAGUUCGAAGUUCUCUUCACAACGAUGCAAGCAGUGAUCGCUCACACCGUGAUCGGACCGGAGAAGUUGGACCACGAUUCGAAGGACGUGUUGGAGAGGGAAUCGAAAAGCUGCAAAGCUCUUCAGCUGUACAUUGCCACGAUUCUCACGUCGAUGAAGUACCCGAAUGGCGGCGAUCCGUCGUCGGGAUUCGUGCUCAAGUCGCCGUACAUUUCGGAGCUCUUCCUUCAAAGCUCCGAGUUUGCUCAUUUGUGCAAUCUGAAAAGUGUUUGGAAGUGCGAGCCAAGGACCGCGUUCACCACACCUCUCGAGAGACAUAACCCAAAGACGUGGACGAAAGUGGGUGUUUGCAGAAUGAGCAGACAAAUUCAUUUCACUCAAUUCUUUUUUACAGUUUGACGGACAGACAACACUGUAUGGAAUCUGUCAGACUCCGCUGUUCUCGUUGUGGCAACUGUGCGGCAUGAUGCCAAUCGAAUUCAAGCAACAUGCCAAUUAUCAUGUUAGUUGUUCAAAACAGCACAAUAAAAUGAAACUUUUAAAGAGAAUCGACCACAGCGCAAGCAACUACUUCCUGACAUCGGCCACCAACAUCGAUACUAUCUCAAAUGUGAAACAGCUGAUGAACAUCUUCGAGUAUUGGUACAGCCAAGGAAUCGGAGAGCUCAGCGAGUCGUUGCUCCACGCCAUUCUUCACACAAUUCUUCAUCUUUCCGACUUUUUCGAUGAUCCGGAUCUACAUAGAGCAGUUCUCCGGACCACUUGCAUCAUCUACCGGCAUGGUGAGCGGAUUUACAGCAACUGACGCUCAGAAAAUCGUUUCAUUUUGCAGAAUACGACCAGAAUCCGUUCCUCUCCUCGUUCGUCUUAGUGAUGUUCCUCAAAUCGAUAUCGGUACUGGGAGCAGACGCGCACGGUCCAGAGUUCAAACAAGGAGAGCCAGAGCACAUCUCCUUAAAACUAGUUUCCACUGGUUUAGCGAGUUCCACAAAGAUCAUGAGACUUCACACCCUCGCCGGACUCCUUUACCUGGUGCAAUCCGAUUCGUACGAAUCCUUCGCCCCCGCAAUUGAUGUACUAUCCAGGUUUCUUGAAAAGUAUCUGAGGAGACUGGCAAACGGAUCUGUGUGAGUGUUUUGUGUGAGUUACAUAAUUAAUAUUGAUGUUUUACAGACGGAUCCAGUCGGACGAGUCACAGUUCGUCAUUGCUCUGCUCAUCAAACUACUCGAAGUGCCGAUCCGACUGAAACAAGACAAAAAGACGCUGCUCAAAUUGCUGUUGGCGUCGAUGAGAGUGAGAAGAGAACGAUUCAUUGUGGAACUGAUCGCCGAAGGAAUCGAGCAACUCUUGUGCAGAUCCAAUGAGUUCAAUGGCGAUGUGACCAACUUUAUGCUAGGUCAGUCAUUUUAAAGCUGUAAUCGAAACACCUAAGCCUUCUUCCAGCUGGAAUCGAAUCUGGAGACCCAUCCCCGUUCCCAACGGACAAUGAAUACUAUUGUCGUGCUGCGUACCGUAUUCUGAUGGUGGCGGCCACAAGAGCCAAGGUCGCAAACGACGUCAGCUCCAUGACACGGAUCUACAAGGCUCUUCAAAAGCUGUAAGCACGGAUCACUGAUGUGAUUAAUUCGAAAUUUUCAGUGGAUUCGACAUGCUCAGUCGGGGCGAGACAGCACCUGCCAUCACAAGGACCUUGCCGUUCUUUUCAAUUUGCGUCAAUGGAGUGGACCAAACGAUUGUGCGAUACGUCGAGACCUUCAUGCUUAAUGGAAACGACAAGGACACCAGAUUCAUUGUGACUUUGAUUAACCAGGUGAGCGAUCCCAUGAAAUUUGCACAUUUCUAGUUUAUUUUAGGUGGUCGAAACUGCGACAACAUCAAAGAAGUGGUCAAUCGAGUUGAAGACGUUCCGUGAGAGACUGGAGGCGAAGAAAGAGCUGUUGGAUGAGCAUGAAAAGUGGUUGCUCGAAAUAUUCAACAAAAAAAUGACUGAUUAG
Molecule: messenger RNA, 7663 nt
Organism: Caenorhabditis sp. 36 PRJEB53466
Lineage: Eukaryota; Metazoa; Nematoda; Chromadorea; Rhabditida; Rhabditidae
Source: the annotation of a GenBank genome assembly